Microdochium trichocladiopsis is the source of this 4074-nucleotide messenger RNA. RefSeq names its product CobB/CobQ-like glutamine amidotransferase domain-containing protein. Gene Ontology annotation, biological process: 'de novo' IMP biosynthetic process. The transcript has 6 exons. NCBI's taxonomy places the organism in Eukaryota, Fungi, Ascomycota, Sordariomycetes, Xylariales, Microdochiaceae. Gene Ontology annotation, molecular function: phosphoribosylformylglycinamidine synthase activity. Bases 1 to 4074 code for a protein of 1357 amino acids. The record is from RefSeq and is a predicted model, not a curated record.
AUGCCGUACGAGGUCUUGGUUGGCGAGUCUUGUUUCUCGAGCCCCGAGGCUCAGAAGGUGCUCGACCGCAUCAACAACAACGGCAAGGUCAACAUCCGCGGUAUUAGUGGUCGCCGGCUCUACUAUGUCGACCUGAAGACUGUCGACAGCAGUCUUGACAAGAUCAAGCAGCUGCUGCAGGUCGAAGACUCCAGCAAUCCCUACAGCUCGUCUUCCGGCUCGAAUUCUGUCGACGUCUACAUCACUCCCCGCAACAUUUCCCCAUGGAGCUCUCAGGCCACCAACAUCGCGCACGUCUGCGGCCUCAAGGACCAGGUCCGGCGCAUCGAGAGAGGCCGCGUCAUCACGAUUGAGUACGAUGGCGCAGACGUCAACGCUCAGCCCGACCUGUCGUUCCGCGAUAUCAUUUACGACCGCAUGACGGAACACUUUGCUCUCGAGAAGCCCAGCCUUGAUGACAUGUUUGCCGAGCGCGAACGCGCGCCUCUUGUUGUGGUUGACAUCUUUGCCGAGGGCCAGGAUUCGCUGGCGAUCUUGCAAGAGUACAACAAGAAAAUGGGCCUCGGUCUUGACCAGUCCGAGAUGGAGUACCUUGUGGGUGUUUUCACCAAGCUGGGACGCCCUCCACAUGACGUCGAGCUCUUCAUGUUUGCACAGGUCAACUCUGAACACUGCCGCCACAAGGUUUUCAACUCGUCCUGGACCAUUGACGGGGAGAAGAAGGACAAGAGCCUGUUCCAGAUGAUCAAGAACACUCACCAGAAGGCCCCUGAUUUCACCGUGUCUGCCUACAGCGACAAUGCCGCGGUCAUGCAGGGCGAGACUGCCAACUACUGGGCGCCCGACUACUCGACGGGCACGUGGAAGCUUACCCGCGAGGUUGUGCAGAUCCUGGCGAAGGUCGAGACUCACAACCACCCAACGGCUAUCUCGCCAUUCCCUGGUGCCGCUACGGGAUCUGGCGGAGAAAUCCGUGAUGAAGGAGCGGUUGGCCGAGGCUCAUCGCCGAAAGCUGGUCUCUGUGGUUUCUGGGUCUCGGACCUGUUAAUCCCAGGCAGCAAGCAGUCGUGGGAGAGUGAUAUUGGCCGUCCGGGCCACUACGCCAGCAGUCUGGAUAUCAUGCUCGAAGCCCCAAUCGGUUCGGCACGCUUCAACAACGAGUUUGGAAGACCUUGCCUGACGGGCACAUUCCGAACCCUUCUUACCAACACGGGCGACGAGUCUGCGGCUGACUGGCGAGGCUAUCACAAGCCCAUCAUGAUCGCUGGUGGUGUCGGAACUGUCCGUCCUCAGCAUGCUCUCAAGGACCCGUCGAUCGUCGAGGAGUCGGCAGCCGUCAUCGUCCUUGGUGGCCCCGCGAUGCUGAUCGGACUUGGAGGUGGUGCUGCGUCAAGUAAUGAUGCAGGAGAGGCCAGUGCCGACUUGGACUUUGACAGUGUGCAGCGAGGGAACCCGGAGAUGGAGCGCCGAGCCCAGAUGGUUAUCAACACUUGCUGCGCCCUUGGCGACGAGAGCCCGAUUGCCUUCAUCCACGAUGUUGGCGCCGGUGGUCUGUCGAACGCCCUUCCUGAGCUGGUCAAGGAUGCUGGAUUCGGUGGUAGCUUUGAGCUUCGCCAAGUCGAGAGUGCGGACGGCAGCAUGAGCCCGCUCCAGAUCUGGUGCAACGAAGCCCAGGAGCGCUACGUCCUGCUCGUCAACGAGAAGGGCAUGAACCGAUUCACCAAGAUCUGCCAACGCGAACGCUGCGGUUUCUCUCGUGUCGGCACCGUGACGUCUCAUGUCAAUGAUGGUGCCGCCAAACUCGUCCUAACCGACAGAGAUUCUCAGGUCGUCCCUAUUGACCUCCCCAUGGAUGCUCUCUUCCCCCCCGGACGCAAAUUGGAGCGGAAUGUCGAGAGCGUCAAGAAGAAUCUGCUCGCUUUUGACGCCGCUGCAACCCUCGAGAAGAAGUAUGGCGCCAUGGAUGUGUCGCAAGCGAUCACACGUGCGACUGAGAAUGUGUUCCGCCUGCCAGCUGUCGGAUCCAAGAUGUUCCUUAUUUCUAUUGCUGAUAGAACUGUUGGUGGUUUGACCGUCCAGGACCAACUAGUUGGCCCCUGGCAAACACCUGUUGCUGAUGUCGCUGUGACCCUCACGUCGUUCGCGACAGACGAGAAGACAAGACACGGCGAAGCCAUGGCGAUGGGCGAGAAGCCAACUCUUGCCCUUAUCUCUGCCGCCGCCUCGGCUCGUAUGUCGGUUGCCGAGUCACUCCUGAAUCUCGGCGCUGCUGCCAUCAAGGGAUCGCCUGAUCGUCGGGGUGACUUGAGGCGCGUCAAGCUCUCUGCCAACUGGAUGGCCGCCGUCAACCAUCCCGGCGAGAGCGCUGCCUUGUAUGAGGCUGUUGAGGCUAUCGGCAUGGACCUGUGCCCGAAGUUGGGAGUGUCCAUUCCUGUCGGCAAGGACUCGACUUCGAUGAAGGCCUCCUGGAAGGACAAGGCCACUGGUGAGGCCAAGAGUGUCACCGCGCCAGUCUCCGUCGUCAUCUCUGCAUUUGCAGUGGUUGAAGACGUUCGCAGCACAUGGACGCCACAGCUGCGCCGUGGCGAGGAGGUUGGUGAGACCAGCUUGAUGUUUGUUGAUCUUGCCAAGGGCUUCCAGGCUAUGGGCGGUUCUGCUCUUGCACAGUGUUUUGAGCAGCUCGGGAACGAGGCGCCCGAUGUGCGGGACACGGAACUUCUUGUCGACUACUUCGAUGCCUUGUCACAGCUACACGAGGAGGGCAUCGUGCUUGCCUACCACGACCGGUCUGAUGGUGGUCUUCUCACCACAGUCGCGGAGAUGAUGUUCGCGGGCCGCUGCGGAGCUGACAUCUUCAUUGAGCACUUGACCAAGUCAUCUUCCACCAAGGACGUUCUCGAGGCGCUUUUCAACGAGGAGCUCGGUGCUGUCUUCCAGAUCCGCACUGCUGAUGAGAAGCGGUUCACCAGGUGCUUCGCGACGUGCGGCCCCCCUCCUGGUCUGAUCAAGAAGAUUGGCUGGGUUCCCACAACCAACACGCAAAGCCUCAAGAUCAGGCAAUCUGGCAAGACACUGGUCGAGCUUGACCGCGCCCAGAUGCAGCAGUGGUGGUCCAGCACUUCAUACGAGAUGCAGAAGCUCCGGGACAACCCGACUUGUGCCGAGUCUGAGUUCGCCGCCCUGGCCGAUUCCAAGGAUCCUGGUGUCUCGUACAAGCUCACUUUCGACCUGAACGAAACGGGUCUGCCCAUGUUUGCGCAGCUUAAGGGCCUCGUUAACUCGAGGCCAAGAGUGGCCAUCCUCAGGGAGCAGGGUGUCAAUGGCCAUGCUGAGAUGGCAUUUACCUUCCGCGCUGCCGGCUUCGAUUCUGUUGACGUCACCAUGUCGGAUAUCCUUGACGGCUACUCUUUGGCCGGCUUCACUGGUCUGGCUGCCUGCGGCGGCUUCUCGUAUGGUGAUGUGCUUGGUGCCGGCCAGGGCUGGGCCAAGUCGAUUCUCAUGCACGAGAAUGCUCGCAAGACGUUCCAGAACUUCUUUGAGCGGCCCGACACAUUCGCGUUGGGCGUGUGCAACGGCUGUCAAAUGCUCUCCCGUCUCAAGGAGCUGAUUCCCGGUGCUGAGAACUGGCCCACGUUUGUCCAGAACGCUAGCGAGCAGUUCGAGGCCCGCUGGUCCAUGGUCGAGAUCCAGGAUCCCGAGCCGUCCGUCUUCUUCAGUGACAUGAGCGGCUCAGCGUUCCCCAUUACCGUGUCCCACGGCGAGGGUCGGGCCGAGUUCUCGUCAUCGCAGGCCACCAGCCUGCAGAAGCUCAACGAGGAUGGUCUCAUCCCCAUCCGGUACACGGACAACUACGGGCGCGUGACCGAGCAGUACCCCUUCAACCCGAACGGCAGUCCCCAGGGUAUCGCUGGUGUCAAGUCUCGCGAUGGCAGGGUUCUGAUAAUGAUGCCGCACCCUGAGCGCACCAUCAUGGCUGACGUGGCGAGCUACGCUCCCUCGGACAAGAUCGGCCAGUGGGGCCAGUACGGUCCCUGGAUCAAGAUGUUCAGGAACGCGAGGAAAUGGAUUGGUUGA